This is a messenger RNA of Colletotrichum spaethianum, 1866 nucleotides long. RefSeq names its product cysteine synthase 1. Gene Ontology annotation, molecular function: cysteine synthase activity. The record is from RefSeq and is a predicted model, not a curated record. Lineage: Eukaryota; Fungi; Ascomycota; Sordariomycetes; Glomerellales; Glomerellaceae. The coding region runs from base 1 to 1866 and encodes 621 amino acids. The transcript is spliced from 3 exons. Gene Ontology annotation, cellular component: cytoplasm.
AUGAACCGCCUCGGCGUGCGUCGCUUCGCGACGACGGCCGCCCGCGCCAUCGACCCGCCAAGCGCAUACUCUCUCAACCUCUCCCGCGCGCAGGGCGUCGUCAAGGGCCUCACCGGCGCGAUCGGCAACACGCCCCUCAUCCGCCUCAACCGCCUCUCGGCCGAAACGGGUUGCGAAGUCCUCGGCAAGGCAGAGUUCAUGAACCCGGGCGGCUCCGUCAAGGACCGCGCGGCGCUCUACGUCGUCAAGGACGCCGAGGAGCGCGGGCUCCUCAAGCCCGGCGGCACCGUCGUCGAGGGCACGGCCGGCAACACGGGCAUCGGCCUCGCGCACGUGUGCCGCUCCAAGGGCUACAAGCUCGUCAUCUACAUGCCCAACACGCAGUCCCAGGGCAAGAUCGACCUCCUGAGGCUGCUGGGCGCCGAGGUCUACCCCGUCCCCGCCGUCGCCUUCGAGAACCCCGAGAACUACAACCACCAGGCGAAACGCCACGCGGAACGGCUCGACAACGCCGUCUGGACGAACCAGUUCGACAACACGGCCAACCGCCGCGCGCACAUUGAGACCACGGGCCCCGAGAUCUGGGAGCAGACCCAGGGCAAGGUCGACGCCUUCACCUGCGCCACGGGCACGGCGGGCACGCUGGCCGGCAUCACGCGGUACCUCAAGGACGUCAGCGGCGGGCGCGUAAAGUCCUUCCUUGCCGACCCGCCCGGCAGCGUGCUGCACUCGUACGUCUCGUCGGGUGGCAAGCUCGUCGAGCGCACGGGGUCCAGCAUCACCGAGGGCAUCGGCCAGGGCCGCAUCACGGACAACCUGAAGCCCGACAUUGGCCUCGUUGAUGGCUCGCUGACCAUCGCCGACGAGAAGAGCAUCGAGAUGGUGUACCGGUGCCUCGACGAGGAGGGGCUGUACCUGGGCGCCAGCUCGGCGCUCAACGUCGUCGCCGCCAAGGAGGUGGCGGAGAAGCUCGGCAAGGGCAACACCGUCGUCACCAUUCUGUGCGACGGCGCGUACCGCUACGCCGACAGGCUGUUCUCACGCAAGUGGCUCAGCGAGAAGAAGCUCCUGGGCGCGAUACCCAAGCAUUUGGAAAAGGUAGUCCUGCUUCUCCACCACUUCCUUGAUCUCGGUGCCCAACGAGCCGGCGAUCGCGUGCAACCUGUCGGCCAGCGGCUUCUCCACCACGCGCGCGGCCAUGAACAGGCCGUGAAGGAUCGGGCUCGCGUACGAGAGGUACUGCGUCCGGCUGUGCGCCAGGUACGCCACGCCGUCCACACGGUCGGCGUACGCCUCCUGCGGGUGCAGCUGCAACAGGCCCUUGCCGGCGGGCCACCCGUCGGCGACCUGCUUGGCGUACCGCGCGACCUUGCCGUCAAGGUCCUUGCCGUCGUUGUGCUUGACGGCCAGCACCGCCGAGAGGUGCAGCGCCGCGCCCAGGAUCUGCGGGUCCUUGAACAGCGGGAACCGGCCUUUGCCGCGCUUGGCGACCUUGCGGCCGUCGGGCGCGUGGUUGGCGUCCUCGAGCAUCUCGAGCACCAUCUCGCUCCACCGCAGCGCUUGCUCAGUCUUCUCCUUGUCCCAGUCGCUCUCCACGGCGCGCAUCUGCACAAAGUGCAGCACCUCGUUGACCUUUUCCGAGUUGUCAAGCCGCAGGCCCGUCUUGCGCACCUGCCGCGCGGCGUCGAUAAUGGUGUAGAUCUGGCCGCGCGCGCCGGCGAUGCGGAUCAUCUUUGCGAAAUCCGUCUGGCUGUAGUGGCGGCCGGCGUUGCGCAUGCCCGAGAGCAGGCGGGCAAAGUUGUUCCAGUCCUGGGGCGUCUGCAUCGCGCGGAGGGCCUUCCAGGUGACCUCGCGGGACGGGGGUAG